GAGAAACCUCAAAAGUUAUACGACUCUUGACCUGUGAACAACACAAUACAGCCAGGACUGAGGCAAAAGUGGUGUGAACAAAAGAAAACACAGCAGAAUAUACUCUAGAGCCGUUCAAGUAUUCGGUCUUAAUUAUUAUUCAGCAUAAAGAGCAACAGUUUGCUGUUAACGCUUGUGUUGCUUAAAUAGCCACCACAAACAACGGUCACCGACCUACGCAAGCACACACACAAACACACUCACAUAGCCAUUCAUAUCAGUGCUUGUAAGAUGUCCACCCACCAGCACACCAUCCAACGCACUCUGUAUGCGCCGACAUUAUUGCUCGCCACCUCAGCCGCUUUUUUAGCGCUCAUCGCCUACGCUGACGCAAAAUCGACGGGCAUAGUUUUGGCACAACAACAACAGCAACCAAAUACACUACUCACCGACAUUGACAAUGACGAUAUGCGAGACAAUGAUUUGGGCGAUGCCGCGAACUAUGACAAACGCAUGGAACGUUACGCAUUCGGCUUGGGACGUCGCGCCUACACAUACACCAAUGGCGGAAACGGGAUGAAACGCCUGCCGGUCUACAAUUUCGGACUGGGCAAACGCGCCAGGCCCUACUCAUUUGGCUUGGGCAAGCGUGGUGAAUAUGAUGAAGAUCAGUACAUCGAUGACUUGUUGAAUGGCAACGCUAACGAAAUGGCAUUUUUUGACGAGAAACGCAACCGACCCUACAGCUUUGGUUUGGGCAAACGCUCCCUGCAAGAACCACCACCGCACCGAUACGGUUUCGGACUGGGACGGCGUUAAAUGCCGUACGCACAAGCAGACACCUCCGAAACAAAAACAACAGCAAUCAUGAAAAACACUAACGCAAACAUACAUCAGAACUGUUCGUCUUUGGUCGACGAGUGAAAGCGUACGAACUGAGAGUUGAAUUAAAAUGCGGGCAUCAUUUGGCUUUUGGUGGCGACCCACGAAAAAAAAUUGCGAAAAGUCAACUGAAAACAAAAUAUACACAUACAUAUAUAUAUUUAUAUAUUACUAUUAGCAUUUACUACUAGUCAGCAAUGAACGAUUGGCUGAUUUGGAAGCCAGAUUGGUUGGGUGCAGGGCAGAGUUUCCACGCCGUUUGGCUUUCAAAUGUGCGGUUUUGUUGCAAAUGAUCAAACUGUUUUCAUUUGUAUGAUUACUAAAUGUUAGCAAAACACUAAGCUGAAUCUUAAGUUGGGGAGCACACACACAUACACACACACACAUACAAACUGAAAUGUCAAAUAAUCAAAAUCCAUUGCCAAUUACAUUCAAUUACGUGUGAAUAUAUAUAAUUUUAGAAGCAUUUUCCCUUGUAUGUGUACUGAAAUAAUAUUUUACAACAACAUACAAACAUAUACUAAUACUUAUAUACUACCAUACCUGUAUGUAUGUAAUAUUUAUCAAUAAUAUACAUAGUAAUGUGUGUACAGUAAUGGAUAUGUAGUAUAUAAUGCAUGUAAUAGUGGACACUGAAUUGUUGUUGCUGCAGAUAUAUGAACAUAAUGUUAGCUUAUACUUAUGUAUGUAUUUAACAGUUAUAUAUAUAUAAAUAUAACACAACGGAGUCAAAGCAAGGCAAUUGAAAACUUAAUGAAAGCAAAACUUAAUAAUAAUAAAAUUAAAAUAAAAAUAAAAAGCAAGCAUUAAAGCAAAGUAAGCAAAUAUUUUAAAAAUAUGAUAUCUGUAUAAAAAUCUGUAUGUAUGUAUAUGUAGAGAGAGGUAACCUGAUCUGUAGAAAUGAGUAACAAAAAUACAAAAGUGCUAAUCAGAGUUAAAAAUAUUAAACAAAUAUAAUUAUAUUAUAUAAACGAA
Bactrocera tryoni is the source of this 1836-nucleotide messenger RNA. Its product is annotated as allatostatin-A. The coding region runs from base 271 to 798 and encodes 175 amino acids. Gene Ontology annotation, molecular function: neuropeptide hormone activity. The record is from RefSeq and is a predicted model, not a curated record. NCBI's taxonomy places the organism in Eukaryota, Metazoa, Arthropoda, Insecta, Diptera, Tephritidae. The transcript has 3 exons.